AUGACAUCUGACGCUGCACAUGCAUCGUUCCUGGAUCAAGUCAAGGAGACAAAAAGACUGGCGGAGAAGUUUACUCAAUUUCGGCCCGCCAUCCCCCUCGACGAUCCAAAGGCACGCUUUCCUGGAUUUCGGCAAAGAGUCGUCAGUUACAAAGCAGGACAGCAAGUUAAAGAUGGCGCCAAACCUUUGCCAGUGGACAUCGUCAUGCACGAAAGUGUUGCUAUGACCUUAUCGGAUGGCAUCAAACUCUUUUGUGACGUCUUUCUUCCAGCAACGUCUAACAAGACUGAUUUCGCUGAUUCGCAAAGUGAAAAAAUUCCGGCCUUGGUUGCUUGGAGUCCUUACAGCAAGCAAGGUGGAGUCACAAUGCUGGAUGAUUUUCCCUUCCGUGCGGGCGUCCCUAGCUCAUGGGUCUCGGGGCUCCAGAAAUGGGAGGGACCCGAUCCAGCAUAUUGGUGUGAGCAAGGCUAUGCGAUUGUAAAUGUUGAUGCUCGCGGCGCAUAUACAUCUGAGGGUGACCUUAUCAUGAUGGGUCAUCAAGAAGCGCAGGAUGGUGCGGAAUUCAUUACGUGGGUGUCUGAGCAGCCGUGGUGUUCUGGUAAGGUAGCUUUGACCGGCAACAGUUGGCUGGCGAUGUCGCAGUGGAAAAUCGCAAGUCUCCGGCCUAAAGGGCUUUGCGCAAUCACUCCUUGGGAAGGCUUAACAGAUGCCUAUCGUGACUGUCAUUGUCCGGGAGGCAUCCCGUCUCCCGGAUUUCAUCACUGGAUUGUGGGUAAGAUUCUGUCCUCUACCCGUUCUGCCGGGAAGCAAUUAGGAGCGAAACAACAUAUCAUUAACGGGGAUACAGAUCGAUUCAGUGGUCGCGGAAGAGUAGAAGAUGUGCCUGCGACACUGAAAGCUCAUUCCUUCUGGAACGAGUAUUGGGAAGAUAAGAAGGCAAAGUGUGAACAAAUCAACGUUCCAACCUAUCUUACAGCUACAUGGACAAAUCCGAUUCACACCCCCGGUACGUUCAGGGCCUAUCGAGCAUUGCCAGAUUCGACACCAAAAUGGUUGCGAGUACAUAACACUCAGGAAUGGUCUGAUUACUACUCUGAUCCUUCAACACGUGAUCUAAAGCGUUUUCUGGAUCAUUUCCUCAAAGGUCGUGUAAACAAUGGCUGGCUCGCUACCCCUAAGGUUAGAAUAAGUGUCUUGAAUCUCGGGCUAUCUGGGUUAGAAGAUACUACCAAUCGCCCGGAAUCCGAGUUUCCCCUCGCUCGAACCACUUAUAAAAGGCUGUUCCUUACUUCUGACGGACUCAUGACUCAAGAUUCAUAUCGCGGUCAGGAAUCUUCUGUCUCAUAUGACUCUCAAACAGGUAGUGCGACCUUCAGGUUUCCUAUUACCGAAGAAAUGGAGACAACGGGAUACUUCUUGGCAAGGCUUGUCGUUUCCUGCUCUGAAGGUUCCGACAUGGACUUGUUCGUCCAGAUGUCCUCAUAUCACGGGAAAUCGGCUUCCAGGCAGGGCAGCCUUACUAUCCGUCCUCCAAGUCUUUCGGAUCAGGCGUUUUUGAAAAGUCUGCAUGAUUGGCAUACUGGUAUGGAAAGAUUUGGGAUGCUUUUUCACUGGGGCUCGGAAGGUCAGCUCCGAACUUUCCUGCGGGACAAGGUGGAGAAGGGAUCUGUGGAGCUGGGACUAAACGACGCCCAAAAGGGCCAAUUCACAUAUGUGAUGCAGAAAAUCAACAGUCAUAAUUUGACUAACUGGGCUAUGAUGCUGACGGAUAAGGCUGUGGAUAGGAGGAUGAAUAAGAAAACUCGGGACAUGGUGCUUCAUUUGGAGCUGUUGACUGAUCUAUACGAGGUGAUCCCUAUAUCGCUGAACUCGCUGGACUGGGUGCUGCGACGUGGAUGUGUGGUCACCCCAAGCCUGGAUAAUGCGUGGGAGUCAUACGAGCGGUUGUCUCGUUUGUCGAAAUUUUCGGGUCUGUGGGGGUGUGUCGGUGAGGACAGGAUUCUGGAGGAGGCGAUAAGUAAAUUGUUAGAAUAG
Molecule: messenger RNA, 2034 nt
Organism: Aspergillus bombycis
Lineage: Eukaryota; Fungi; Ascomycota; Eurotiomycetes; Eurotiales; Aspergillaceae
Exons: 4
Coding region: 1-2034 (677 amino acids)
Molecular function (GO): dipeptidyl-peptidase activity
Source: RefSeq, a predicted model, not a curated record